CCUUAACCUCGUUCAAAACCUGUUUAUCUCUUCUCUCACCGCGCGAGAUUGUGUAGCGGAUGCUCCACUUAUAUAUUACUUAUCAGUCAUCUGGUAUCUGAGCUUAUAAUUCAGCCACAAAUUAAAAAAUAAACUUCCAUUAGCCUGACCACCAACUUAGUGAUUAACAGUAUUAGUAAAUUUCACUCAUUUUGUUAUAAAGUCCAACUCAAACUCGCAAUCCUACGGCUUAUUAGCUUACUAAACAAGAGACUUUAUCGCUGUAUCACAACAAUGCGUCAUAAUUGCAAUGAUUCGGCAUUAAUUACGUCUUGUCAUCGUAGUAAAUAAAAAAUUACAUAAAACAAUUGUGCCUACGUAUAAAUAAUAUCACAGCCGUUUGUUAACUCAGUCUUACUUGGACCGUAAGCAUAAAAAGUUGUAAUUACCAUGGAACUGAUAAUUGGCCUUGUGGUGUUGUUGAUCCUCCUUUACUACUACUUCACAUCAACGUAUAAUUUCUGGCAGGAGCGCGGCAUAAUUGGUCCCAAGCCAACGGUUUUGUUCGGAACGAUCAAAGAUGUGAUCUUGGGCAGGCUAUCCAUAGGCAGCUACCUUAAGAAAGUCUACGACGAGUAUCCCAAUGAACCCAUGGUGGGAUUCUUCACAAGAUGGGAGCCAGUUCUGAUGUUGAACGACAUGGAGCUGAUCAAGAAUGUCCUGAUCAAGGACUUCAAGUUUUUUAUGGACAGAGGAAUGCGCAUCUCUGAAAAGCACGAGCCACUGACAGCGCAUCUCUUCUUCAUCGAAUCCAAGAGAUGGCGUGUGCUCAGGCCCAAGAUGACGCCAGUGUUCACUUCCGGGAAGCUCAAGGACAUGUUCUACUUGUUAACCCAGUGCGCUGACCAGCUGGACAAGUACUUGGAUCAGUUUGACGGCAAAGAAGUUGACAUCAGAGAAAUUAGUGCAAGGUUUACAACUGAUACCAUUGGUGUGUGUGCUUUUGGAUUGCAAGCUAAUGCCCUCGCGGAGGAGGAUAGUCUCUUUCGGAAGAUGGGCAAGAAGAUCUUCGAGCCUUCCUGGAGGAAUUUGAUCAAAUUCAGGCUGAGGAGCUUUGCGCCUGGGUUGUUUGAGGUGAUUGGAGGCUUGUUUAAGGACCAUGACAUUCAUGAUUUCUUCGUUGGCAUCACCAGGGACACCAUUGAGUACAGGAAGAAGAAUGGGAUCUCUAAGCACGAUUUUGUAGACUUGCUGGCGAUGAUGAAGGACAGUUGGAACAAUGAGGAAUUCGCAGAACUUACUGAUGAACUUCUGGCUGCCCAAUUGUUCGUGUUUUUCAUUGCUGGUUUUGAAACCUCAUCUUCUACCAUGAGCAACUGUAUUUUCGAGCUUGCAAUGAAUCACGAAGUACAGGACAAGCUAAGGGAAGAAAUCAAAGAAGAAAUGGAGAGAAACAAUGGCGUGAUUACUUACGAAGGGAUUAAAAACAUGAAGUACCUCGACAAAGUAUUUAACGAAACGCUAAGGAAGUACCCGCCGGUAACAUCGAUAAUGCGGAAAACUACCAGUCCAUACACUUUUCCAGGGACAAAAGUAACCAUACCUACGGAUACCAACGUAUGGAUUCCAAGUUUUGCGAUCCAGCGCGAUCCAAAAUAUUAUCCUAACCCUGAUGUGUUCGAUCCCGAGCGGUUUAGUGAAGAAGAAAUAGAGAAACGUCCGGCAAUGGCGUUUUUGUCUUUCGGAGAUGGACCGCGCAAUUGCAUUGGAGCCCGAUUUGGACAAAUGCAAACUAAAGUAGGAAUUGUUAAGAUUCUGCAGAACCACAAAGCCGACGUUUGCGAAAAAACUGACAAAAAUUACACAAUCAAUCCUCGUAGUUUCCUUUUGGCGCCAGUUAAUGGCGUUGUUGUUAAAAUAAUUAAACAAUA
Cotesia congregata is the source of this 1910-nucleotide messenger RNA. Lineage: Eukaryota; Metazoa; Arthropoda; Insecta; Hymenoptera; Braconidae. The record is from the annotation of a GenBank genome assembly.